Messenger RNA from Rhipicephalus microplus (southern cattle tick), 2823 nucleotides. It is a transcript of the gene PIG-Z, whose product is annotated as phosphatidylinositol glycan anchor biosynthesis class Z. Gene Ontology annotation, biological process: GPI anchor biosynthetic process. Lineage: Eukaryota; Metazoa; Arthropoda; Arachnida; Ixodida; Ixodidae. Gene Ontology annotation, molecular function: alpha-1,2-mannosyltransferase activity. Gene Ontology annotation, cellular component: endoplasmic reticulum membrane. The record is from RefSeq and is a predicted model, not a curated record.
AGUGCCUACGGGCACUGCGUCUCCUUUCUAUCUGGCAACGGCACAAACUGGAGACUUCAGAGCCAGUUUAGGCAGAGAAGGUUGGCAACUUAGCGUCACCCGCAAAGCGCCAUACGCGAACGCAGGUACCACUGUGCAGGCACACUAUAAAUGUAAAUGUAUGUCUGCGGUGAACUAAACGAGAAUGUCUACUUUAACUCGCUUUUACGAGCGCGUCGGACCCGUGUGGAUCGCGCUCGCCAUCCUGCGAGUAUCGCUCGUUUUCUACGCGCAGACAGGUUACAUACACCCCGACGAGUUCUUCCAAAGCACCGAAGUCGUUGCAGGUGACCUGUUCGGGCUCAAAGCACUCCGGACCUGGGAGUUCACCAGUCCGUAUCCCAUACGCAGCAUCGCCAUCAUAUGGAUGACCACACUUGCCCCACUGUCGAUGCUAAAGUGGAUGUGGUCAUACGUAGCUCCGGCUGGAACGCUGCCAUCACCUUUUCUGCUUCUGACCGUGCCACGGAUCUUUGCUUGUGCUGUAUCGUUCGCCUGCGACUACGUCGUUUACCAUCUGUCGGCACCGCCUGCAAAACGGAGCAGACGCAUCAAGGCCCUCGAGCUCUUCGCCAGCUCCUACGUGGCAGUAGUGUUCUACACAAGGACAUUCAGCAAUUCCGUUGAAUCCUGGCUACUAGCACUGCUGCUUCUCACCGUUAGGGACGUCAUGCAAAGCGACGAACUGAAACUGAAGGACGCCCGGGUGAAGGUGGCUCGGCGAUACUACCUGAUAGCAUUGUUGCUUUGCAUCGGGACUUUCAACCGACCCACUUUCAUUUGUUUUGCGCUGCCAGCCGUUGUUUUUUGGCUGUGCAGCGCAGUCGACCGCAAUGUCAAAAGCAAGAAGUGUUGCACACGUGCCGAAAUAGUGAAGCGACUGGCCAAACGUGGGUUGAAGCUCGGCGGAUGCUUCUUACUGUUGGCUCAGUACCCAAUCAUCGUCGAUACUUUCUACUUUUACCCGGACGUUUUAUCCAGUGACGAUCCCCUGCACGUGGUUGUGACACCAGUGAACUUCAUCCGUUACAAUCUCAACAUGACCAAUUUGGAGUCGCACGGAAGGCACCCCAACUUUCUGCAUGUACUUGUCAAUGUCCCACUUUUGUUUAACGUCCUCGGAAUCCUCGCCCUCUGGGCUUCCUGCAAAGUUUUUUACGACAGAUUGUUGUGCAGUUCGAGACUGGAAAGCCCUAAAAUCCUUACGAUCUCCAAGACGUUCGACGUGGUCGCUGCCUGCACCCUACUAAUGCCGUUAUGUGCCUUGUCUCUAUUCAAGCACCAGGAGCCACGAUUUCUGGUUCCACUGUUGGUCCCAGUGGUUCUCCUGGCUCAACGAUAUGCCUCAAGAAAGCUGAUCGUCUUCUGGAGUUUGGUGAAUGCGCUGUGCUUGGCUUUCUUUGGCUACGUCCACCAGGGUGGCCUGCUUCCAUGCAUGGCGCAGGUCCAUCACCAUCUCGCUCAGCACAAACCAGACAACAUGACUGCUACUGUGGUAUUUGCCCACACAUACAUGCCACCUCGUCAUCUGCUGGCAGUGAAGGAGAACGGAGCCGCAGUGGACGUUUCUGACUGGAUGGGCACCAACUUCAAUGGAGACGACCUGAUGCGGCAUUUUCUCAAAAAACGGGCAUACCUGAACUAUCUCGUCGCACCACCCUCAUUUGUAGACUUUGAGAUGAAAUUGUGGAAGCCCAACCUGCUCAGACUCUACACUUUUCCCAUCCACUUCAGCGGCGAACACCUCCCGCAGUUUAGCUAUUCAGAUUACAUUAACGGAAGAGUGUCUCUCUCCGACUUAUUCAAGGCAUUCUCACUGAAUGUGUACUUGGUGAAACUUCCCACGACCUCAUAACAGGCUGCUUUUGAUCAUGUGGUGCUUGAAAUUUUGUUCUUCAUUCCUCAUUGCAGACAGGUCUGUUUUUGCACCUUGCAGAAUGCUUGUUUCAACAUGUGGUGGUGUCCAAAGCCUGCACGUAUGAAAGCAGCUAUGCAGUUGUGUAGUGGGCUGUGUGUUUUAGUAUAACAUAAUGGUUGCUUUAUUUCUUUUGUUUAAGGUUGAGACAUUGACGUGUACAUACCACAGUCUUCCUAAUUAAUAGAUACUAAUAUUUAGACGGGGAAGCUGUAAGCCAUUAUGAUUUAUGCCACUUUGUUAUUAAGACAGCAAAUAAGAUGCCAUUUUAUAUUGACAGUGGCUGUUUUUGCCAAAAUGAACGCAAUGUAAAUUCUGUGGUUUCUUCAUGUACUGUCAUUUUAUGUAAUUUUAAGCCUGCUCCUGUACCGCAAAGAAAAGUGGCCGGGCAUUGAAAACCGAUGUUGCAUUCUUGGUUUGACUCGAUUGACUACACACUCACUUUCUCCUCGUUGCAUAAACCACACAAGCAUAAUCUAAUACACGUGAUACAUGUUCUUGUUAUGACCCAAUCUCCUUGUGACGUGUCAAUAUUACAGCUCUCGCUGCUCACUUUUUGUCACACUUUACUGAUCUCAUUUUUUUUUACGUGUGUGUGUUUCAGUGUGCACCGGCCCAUUGUUUUCACAUUUCACUGUGCCUAUCAUUUGUGUAUCAUAAAUUUCAUUUCACCGUUUGUUAGCUUGCACCUUCACAACCAAUAUUUAUAGUUAUACUUACUCAAUGUUAACAGAAUUACUGCGCGUGUAUUUUGAAGGCUAUGCGAUGUUGGCCAAUGUCUUCAGAAGCCGAGUCAGUGACCUGCAUUCGUGCAGUCUGGUUUAUAAAUGUUUGCUACUUACGAAUAAAGCGUUUAAAAUCUAUGUUUA